Molecule: messenger RNA, 7066 nt
Organism: Dermacentor albipictus
Lineage: Eukaryota; Metazoa; Arthropoda; Arachnida; Ixodida; Ixodidae
Source: RefSeq, a predicted model, not a curated record
CGCGCGUGUUGGGCCAGGUGGCCCGAGCGGUGCAGAAGCGGGUUUUGCGCGCGGCGCCCGUCGAGUUCGUGCGCUUGCUGGCAGCCGCUGAGUUGACUGGGUUCCGUUUCUGCGAUUGUGUGGCGAACCCCUCAACGUCUUUUGUCCGCGACUGCCCUCGUCGUCGUCACCGUUGCGAGAGGGCGAAGGAACGAAGACAUGUCAAGCUUUGCGGGCUGCCCGUCGGGCCGACUGUGAGCGGUGUUCUUUUCUCCGUGUGUUGUGCCAGUGGUCGUCGUCGUGGUUCGGCCGGCCGGCCGGAAGUUGUGGCUCCUCUGUUUUGUUGCACGGCGCUGUCAUGGCGGUCCGCCGUGCGGUGUAGCGCGCGCGAGACGUUUCGGUUCGGCCGCGUGCGUGCUCCCCUGCGAGACGGCGUUUUGUCGUUCAUGGCUGCGCCGUUCCUCGUCGCGACCCCGUGCCGUCGUCGUCUAGCGGGGCCGUCGGCUUAACCCCGCCAGGAAUACCGUCUCUUCGCCAUGACCUCGUGCCGCAACAGCAGCUGCUGCAGCUGGUUCAUCCGUGACCCGCCAGUGCAGCGUGCGGGCUGCUGCCGCCGUACCGUGCCCACGCGGAGCUGCAGGAUUCGCGUCGCUGCUGCUGAGGACGAAGGCGGGAAGGAGGCAGGCAGGCGAGAGUUCGUCGUCUCCAUGGCCCGCUGGUGCAGGGCUUCGUUUCUUUUGACAAAGGCUGCGCCCUUGUUUUCGAUCGCUCGAUUCUGCUCCGUGUUUGGCGCAGUUUCUCCUGCGGACGCAAUGCGCUCCACGGAGAGCUGAUUUGACGUAUGUCCGGUCCUGGCCUGGACUGGACUGCUGUAGAGAAGCUGAUGCAUGCCGACGAGGAACGCUUCGAAGAGGCCGUCAGCUCCCUCAGCGUGCGGGAGCUGCUGGACCUGGUGUCUGGCCUCCAGUCAGCCAUGGCCGAGGAGCAGCGGCGGUUCGAUGCCCUGGGACUGCAGCUGCAGCGGCUGGGCGCACAAGGCGGCGAUCCUGAGGAGCAGAGGGCACUGUCUGCUGCAUUGUGCGCCUCACAGCUUCGCCUUGCACGGCUCUGCACCCGCAACAUGCGCUGUUUCGCGCAGCAAGCGAUCCAGAAGAAGGAGGGUGAAUCUCGCGCCACAAGCAGCACCAGCAGCGGCGGCGGCAACAGGGGUGUUGGCAGCGCCAGCAGCAGCAAGCGGCUGCGGGAACCUUACCGCGACCAGGUCACCACCGAGCUCUCAACAUCGCCGCUUAUCCGGCGGAACCUUCUCGACAUUUCUGACUUUGAUGAGGUUGAAGCAGCCUUUUCCUCAAUGAUGGAAGACGGUUCUUCUUCCCAGGAGGUCCUCUCCACACCUUUUUCCGCACAAGAGGAAAAUCAUGUUGACAACGACUAUGACCCGAAGGAUUUUGUUGUGCACAGAAACACGUUCAUCACAAACGAGGACUAUCACUCUGAGGACUCGACACUACCUGGCAGCAGCCCUCAACCGUUGGUGCGCGAAGCCUCCAGUGACGUGUCAGAUGAAGACGAGGGCGACUACCACCUGCGUUACGAUGAAGACGAGGAGGAGAUGCAGCAGCGUGGCUACGACUCGCGGCACCACUAUGCCUUCUAUCCAGAGGAGACUGAGCUUGAAGUCAUUCCUGAGGAAGACGAGGACCAUGCUAGCAACUCUGAUUGCUCGGAUCCAAUGGGCGAGCGGAGUCGAAUGACUGAGCAUGAUUCAGGGGUGACUGAUGAGCAUCACAGCAGUGGCAGUGAUGAUGACCGGAGGCAUGGCAAGCGGUCAGAGGACACCGACAGCGGACUGCACUCACUUCCGUGGACACGAGACUGUGACUCAUCCCGUGGGAGUCCAGAAACCAGCCCCGACACCAAGGAACGUCCCGAAAUGAAGCACAACAUCAAACCUGAGCCUAAGCAUGAACCAAAGUUAGAGUCAAAGCCAGAGCCAAGACAAGCGUCAAGGCAUUCAAGCGAUGUCCCGCGAGCUACUGUGUCUAUUCAGUGCAAUGGUCCUGAUUCGCUUCGCAGUGUUCUCUCAGCACAACAGAAUGACUCAUCACCACGAGGCCCCGAGCUUCUCAAAGGCAGCCGACUGGCCGAACUCAUCAAGAGCUUCGAGCAAGUCUCGGUCAUGACAAACGGCCAGUCGCCACUGCCAUCACGCUCCACAAUUGCCACCACAUCAGUUAUCACAUCACCCUCGCCUACCAUGACCCCGAUGCUGACCGUGACUGCAAGGUCACGACCUGCUGAAGCUGUCACUACGGUAACAGUGAACCACGUAUCUGCAAACAACUCUCCGUCGUGGACGACCAACGGAGGUACAUUACCUGUCACAUCAACACAAGUUGACCCCUCUAUCGAUGAAGAGCUGUUGCCAAGGAGUUCGACCCUAAUGUGGAAUCCUACUGAGCUCCUGAAGGAACUGUACAGAAUUGAAAUGCCUCAGCAGGGUUCACGGGACUGCGGGGCAUGCAUCAACCGCGAGGGAUACCUGGAUGUGAUGCCUUCCAACCGCAAGAAGGCCACCUACUGGAACCCCUGGAGGCGGCGAUACAUGCGGCUACAGGACGGCAUGCUCUCCUGCCUCGAGAACGAGAAGUCAACAAAGCCACUGGUGAAGAUGCAACUUCUCGGUGGUCAGGUUGACACUCUUGAGAACCACAUGAUUGGGAUCGAUGACAAGAAGGGUCACUAUGUGGCAGUCAAGUGCUCCUCUGAUUCCGAGUGCCGGGCAUGGCUGGAGGCCCUGCAGUCGCACUGCCAGCAGGAUCCCCAACGCAGCUUUGUGCAGCCUGUUGAGAGGCCUCUGCCCUGCAGCAAGCGUGUUGUUAUAGUCGACUUGGGUGGAUGCUCAGUCAGAGCUGGAGUCCUCAUGGAACAGCCUGCUCUACCAACGGUCUACUUCCCGUCGGUCUGCAGCACAGACCGAACUACAGGCAAGCGCUACUUUGGCCUCGACGCUGUCCAGCCAGAGGUGCGCAGGAAUUCACAGCUCAGCUUCCCCAUCCUGCCAUCGGCCAAAAUUUCCAAGUACACGAUAGAUGUGGAUGGGCUUCCCGAGCUUAUGAACAAGAUCUUCCGGGACCUGGGCAUCACAAAUCCUUCCGAGUACAAAGUGCAGCUCUGUGUACCGCGUAGCCUCAGCCUGCAGACUCAGGCAGCCCUUGCCGAGGCCCUUCUCUCUCACGUGGGUGUCGGUGCCCUGAGCGUCACUCACCAGGCCAUUUGUGCUCUGUAUGCCUACAACACCACAUCAGGCGUAGUCGUCGACCUGGGAGCGCGCAUCGACAUCCUGCCAAUAGCUGAUGGAUAUAUUGUGGAAGGCGGUGUGUCCCGGUUGCCUCACGGAGCCCAGCAGCUGACGCAGCAGUUGCGGCAAGCCCUCGCCCAGAAGCAGCUCAGCCUGUUUGGAGAGUUGGAGUUGUACCUGGUGCGCUGGGUGCAGCAACAGGUGUGCUAUGUGGCACCCAACUACCGAGCCGAGCUCAAUGCCUGCCACUGUGAUCCUGCUGCCUAUGAGUGCUGCCUGCCCCUGGGACACUUCUUCCAGCCACCCGCGCCUCACAUGGAGGCACGGCUGGACCUGGGUCGAUUCCAGUGUCCAGAGGGACUGUUCCGGCCCGAGCUGUGGGGUCUUGACUGCCCAGGUCUUGGCAAGCUGCUGCAGCGUGCCCUGCAGGAGUGUUCGUUGGACGUGCGCCGACAAAUGGCACGCUCGGUGUUCCUGUCGGGAGGCCUAUCCCUGUUGCCGGGAUUACCUCAGCGACUGCAGACCGAGCUGGACGCCCUCACUCCCGAGUCGCUGCAGCCCAAGGUCCAUGCUUCUCCCUACCGUGUCCACAUGGCCUUCCUCGGCGCAAGCACCAUGGCAUCGACUUCAGCCUUCGAGGAAGUGUGCGUAACGCCGCGUGAGUGGAAGCAGAAAGGUCCAUCAUGCCUCAGUAGGUGGCAUCUGUGACAGUCCCUCACCUGAGCAGAAGUGGAGUGCUUUUUGUGUUUAUAAGAACUUUGCCAUGCAACAUUCGGGGGAAAAAAGGACAUGCAACUGACCUCUACCCUGCCCCGUGCUGACUCAUCCCAGAAUGACAGUCACGCAACAAGUACAGUUGUGGAGUCAAGCCACCCAAGAAGUAUGUUGCACACAUUGUCAUAUGAUGAAGCAGACAGUCCCAUGGCAGACGGCUUGCAGAGAGCAGACGACCUACACUCCCAAUGUGACGAGAAUCGUAGAGCAAGUACAUCGACGGAGUCAAAUCUCAAGCAGAUGAUCCACACCUUUUGUUCAUUUCAUACAACGUCGUGAAUCGUCGCCUCAUCGAGACAACCCCUGGGCAGACACUCCACAGAGUCGGGCAGAUAUUAUACAUCGGAAGCUACAUGCUCUCCGCCAACCAGUUCUGCAGUGUGCUGUGGAAGCAAGCAGCCUCGGCACAUGGUAGACCUGGUACUGUGGCACCAUACAGUUGCUUCAAGAAAGAAAAAACUAUGCGCCAUACCGGCACCAAGACCAAUGUGGGCAUCUGCUCUAUCAAUGCAUUCUACUCAUUUUUUGAAAAUGUUCUCACAGUGGCAAACACUCACGUGAGCAGCCCAAGGCACAGUAGCUCGAGGGUCCAACAGCUUUUGCAUUGCGAGUUGCUCCUAGGUGCAUCCUGUCCUUUUGGAGUUUGUAGGUGGCCCUGAUGAAACGACAUGCAUUCCAGAGCAGUAUGUGCAUUUGACAGAAAGCCACCCAAGCGUCCUGCUGCAGGUGCACAUGGCUUUGCCCAAUGCUGGUUCUACCUGCCGGUGAUGUUGUGAGAAAAGUGUUCUGCGUGUUUUUAUCGCUGGUGAUCGACGAGCAAAAGGCCCGCCUGGCACAGGGCGUUUUAGCCACAACUCAUGCGAAUAAGGGACUUUGAUAAAUUUUUCAAGCAGUUAGAAAUGAAACAACAGCUGCUGGCAUGCAUUCACAGACCAUACCUCCUUACUUAGAAAAGUUGUAUUUUCUGUUUCCACGUUAUGUGCGCCUAAGCUGCAGAUGCCGUUUGUCAUCGUUUGACUGUGUGGUGCACAGUUGGUUUAAAUAUCUUGUUCCACCCUCGUGAAGAAGUAAUGUGACUAGGCAGCCAAUAUUGAAACUGUAGUUGUGCAGAAGAGAAGGACCCUGUGCCUCUUUGUGGACGUCUUGCCAGCAUUUUACAUAUAUGACAAGGUAAAGUCCUCACAACAUGUCUCUCUACGUGUUUGUGUUCCUCCUAGUAUGUAAAUACUGAUGCCAAUUCUUUCUCGUCCUAAAGCAAGUUCGAAAGUUGCUUUUACAUGUGACGUCCAGAAUUAUUUUAGAUACUAUGCACGUAGUCACUGCAGUGCUGCUAGCUUGGGUUUUCAUGAAAAAUAUGUAUUGAAAUGAUUGCAGCAUAUAAGAUCGAAAAUUAUCAUAUAAGAACUGUUUGUCUGCUAUUUAUUGUGCUCGAUGGAAAUUUCCGUCCACUCUGGAAUCUUUCUUGUUGGGUGAUUCCAAGGUGAUGCUUGUAUUUUUCUGCCAUCGUGCUGAAGCAGUCCCGAAGUCAGGGGAAAAUUUUUCAAAAAACAAUGUCGGUGAUUUGUCUGCCAGAUUCCUCCUGUGUUCACUGUGCAUUUACUUUUAUAGGGUUGUUUUCUUUUUCUUUUUUUUUUUCACUAUUCUUAAGCAAGCUGUCAAUUUUAUGCCACUUUGUACAGAUGCCACUGAAGAGGCGUUUUCCCAAUGUCCACUUUCUCGGAGUGUGGUUUCACCUAAUUUAUAAUUCCUUUUCCUUGUUCUGUGUUGACUCCAGGAGUCCCUUUGAAAUAGAGAAUCAUUAACAUUGGCUCGUGUUAUGAGCAAUUUUUUUGUGUGUGAUGUGCUUGUACAAUACAAGUGCUUGGAUUCCAUUGUGCACGUUGUAAUCGGCUAUUCAACUGUUUCUUAAUGCCUGUUCUGCGUUGUAGUGAAGUACACAAGAGCCUUAAUUCAGGCCAUUUGUGUGAAAGAGAGCAAAACAACCAGAGCUCUCAAAUUUGUGGCACCAGUUUCACCAGAUAGUACCAGUGUGAAUUAUUUUCUUGCUGGUCUUGCAGUGCAACUUGUUUUGACUGGGAAAGUGUUACGAUUGCUGAAAAAGGUUUGAGCUUGGCCUUUUCAAGAGAACAAGUUUUUAUUCAAGGGCACAUGCCCCCCUGGACAUGUCUGGUAUUGUGCCUGCAACCUGUCUGCAGGUGCUGCCACCUGGAGUGCAGUUGAAUCUUGUGCCUUUAGAGCAGUGGUGUUCCAUGCUGUGACGAAUUUUUUUCGUGUAUACAGAAAGAUUUAUUUUGCUCGCUUUUCCCCUUCAGAGUUGUGAGAUGUUAUUCUAAAUUGUGGGCAUAAUUUGUAUGGCUUACUGUCUGCAUCACAUUCUUUCUUGAUAUGUGCAGUCUUUGCCAAAGGUUUCUAAAUCAACUAAUGAGAGACAGGAACUGCCACAAGAGGGACACUUAGCAGUGCUCCUUUAGCAAAUAUUGUGCUCAGUAACUUUAUGUGCAAUUUUUUUGUGUGUGAUGUACUUGUACAGUACAAGUGCUUGGAUUCCGUUGUGCACGUUGUAAUCGGCUAUUCAACUGUUUCUUAAUGCCUGUUCUGCGUUGUAGUGAAGUACACAAGAGCCCUAAUUCGGGCCAUUUGUAACUUAUGUCAUAAAGUCAGGACCACUGUACCUUUCGAUCUCCAAGGCUUUGAAGAAAUGUUCGUAGCAGCAUCUGAAUGUUCGAAGGAUACUGUAUUUAAACAUAGCCCUUGUUGUGCCUAUCAACAUUUCAGUGCCGUUAUGUUGCACUGUUAAUUAUGGCAGUGUGUAAAAAAUAUUCUGCAUUUGGCAUCGGUAGCAUUCGAGUAUAAUACAAAUUGCAUUUUAAAUUUGAAGUUACUGCACUCAAAUUUGGAAAUGUGCAAUGCGCAUAAGUCUCUGAUGCAAUGGUCAACUAAUUAGCUGUGUGCCUAUGGUGUCCCUAAGAUUGGUAGAACAGUUCUUGAAAAAAUAAAGCGCUUCGCAUGAAA